Labrus bergylta (ballan wrasse) is the source of this 551-nucleotide messenger RNA. Lineage: Eukaryota; Metazoa; Chordata; Actinopteri; Labriformes; Labridae. The record is from RefSeq and is a predicted model, not a curated record.
UAACUAAAGAAGGAGACCAUGAAGGCUUUCGUUCUCGCACAUGCGCAGUGCGUAAUUUUGGAUCGUUCAUUAAGAUGGCUGCGCCCAUUGAUCUAGAGCUGAAGAAGGCGUUCACAGAGCUGCAGGUGAAGAUGAUCGACACUCAGCAGAAGGUGAAGUUGGCCGACCUGCAGAUCGAUCAGCUGACUCGGCUUCAGAAACAUGCUAAGUUAACUCACACUGAGAUCACCACGCUACCUGACAACACGCGACUGUACGAGGGAGUCGGACGCAUGUUCAUCUUGCAGUCGAAGGAGGAAAUCAACAAUCAGCUGACAGACAAACAGAAAACAGCUGACGAGAAAAUAAAAGAACUGGAGCAGAAGAAGGUGUACCUUGAACGCAGCGUGAAGGAAGCAGAAGACAACAUCAGAGAAAUGCUGCUGUCCAGGAGAGCCCAAUGAUGACUCAGCAAUAGCACGGAGACACACACACACCACACACACCUGUCAGAUAUGAUCAACAAUCUGUAACCUGUAUUUGUUUGUUCUUAUUAAAAUGUGGAAGCUUCA